Molecule: messenger RNA, 1638 nt
Organism: Postia placenta MAD-698-R-SB12
Lineage: Eukaryota; Fungi; Basidiomycota; Agaricomycetes; Polyporales; Adustoporiaceae
Exons: 16
Coding region: 1-1584 (527 amino acids)
Biological process (GO): transmembrane transport
Cellular component (GO): membrane
Molecular function (GO): transmembrane transporter activity
Source: RefSeq, a predicted model, not a curated record
AUGGCUUCUAUCACCCAGCGCAGCUCCCUCGAUGAGAAGGUCCAACCCACCGCGGAGGGGAAGGAUUUGUCCCAGUCUGACGUCCUCCCGGCUGUGGAAGAUGUGCCAGAGAAGCGGCCAGUUGACGGUGACGAGGCUCUCCAGCUUGUCGGCCUUGAAAGGACGCAGCAAUUCAGUGACGAAUAUAAUCGCAAAUUACUGAGGAAGCUCGAUAUGAUUAUUCCUCCCAUCUCUGCUGCCGUUUAUUUCACGCAAUUUCUGGACAAGACGUCUCUCAACUACGCGAGUGUUAUGGGUCUUCCCAUCACGGGUCAGCAUUACAACCUUAUAUCACUCGCCUUCUAUGCCGGGUUUCUGGUCUGGGAAUUCCCAUCGGUAUACAUAUCUCAGAAGCUCCCGGUGGCCAAGUUCCUCGGAGUGAAUAUCCUCCUCUGGGGUGCCGUUGUCAUGCUGCACGCCGUCGCACGAACUUUCCAGCAAUUCUUCGCACUACGUUUCAUUCUCGGCAUGUGCGAGUCUUGCGUCUCACCGAUCCUCGUCCUCAUCAUCUCUAUGUUCUACAAGAAAGAGGAGCAGGGAAAACGAGUUGCUGCAUUUUACGUCAUGAACGGUCUUACCCAAAUCUUUGGUGGCUGCGUUGCGUACGGUGUCGCGCACACGCAUGAUCCACACUUAGCCUCGUACAAGAUCAUCUACAUCCUGCUAGGAGGGCUCGCUAUUCUCGUCGGGAUCGUCGUCCUGCUUUUCCUUCCAGAUUCUCCUGUUCACGCGCGGCUUCUCAGCAAAGAGGAACGAAUCGCCGUUCUUGAACGCGUUCGUGACGGCCAAUCGGGCACAGAGAAUAGGCACUGGAAGAAAGACCAUAUCAUCGAGGCACUGACUGACGUCCGUACCUGGCUCAUCUUGUUGACGGUCAUGCUGACGAGUAUUCCAUCCGGUGGUUUAUCAAACUUCAGCAACAUUAUCAUCAAGAGCUUUGGAUAUACGUCGCAGCAGACAUUGAUCUUGGGCACUCCAGGUGGUGCGAUCUUUGCAUGUAUGAUAUUAUUCUGCGGCUGGUAUUCGGACAAAACGAGAGACCGCAUGGUGCCCAUUGUUAUCUGUUUGAUUCCCACCAUUGUUGGUGCGGCCAUGUUGAUCGGCCUGAACGGCCAGGUUGACAAAAAAGGGGCCCUGCUCUUUGGUAUCUACCUCACAUCAACUUUCGGGAGUGCAUUGUCAUCGGUCUAUGCUUACAAUGCUAGUAACACGAGCGGCCAUACGAAAAAGAACACCAUCAACUCACUUACGAUGGUCGCCUUCGGUGUAGGCAACAUCAUCGGCACGGAGAUCUUCCAACCUAAGGAUGCGCCAGCAUACAUUCCUGGGAAGAUUGCUAUCAUGGUCCUACUGACGACACAACUUUUCGUUUCCUUCCUCAUCCGUUGGAUCAAUCAGAGGCUCAACAAGAAGAGGAAGAUCGCGCUAGAGGAAGAAACGGCUAGAAGGGGAUGGUCGGAAGAAGAUGUUCAAAAGGAGCGCGAAAGGCACGCCUUUUUGGAUUUGACCGACAAGCAGAAUAUAUUCUUCGUCUACACUACGUAGUCAGUACGCAGAGUAGAAAUGAUGUUUCAAUGGCCAUGAGAAUGGAUGCGACUC